UGCGGCUGGGCGGGGUUGAGACGGCGUUGGAGCGAGCGGAGCAUGGCUUACUCUGGGCAACCCGGAGCUGGCGGCGGCUACUACCAGGGCGGGUAUGGAAGUGCUCCAGGAGGGCCAGCAUUUCCUGGUCAGGCUCAAGAUCCUUUAUAUGGUUAUUUUGCUGCAGUAGCUGGACAGGAUGGACAAAUAGAUGCUGAUGAGCUUCAAAGAUGUCUGACUCAGUCAGGAAUUUCAGGCAACUAUAAACCUUUCAACUUAGAGACAUGCAGGCUCAUGAUCUCCAUGCUGGAUAGGGACAUGUCUGGCAUGCUGGGCUUCAAUGAAUUCAAGGAGCUCUGGGCUGUGCUGAAUGGUUGGAGACAGCACUUCAUGGGGGUCGAUGGUGACCAUAGCGGUGCAGUUGAUGCUCAGGAGCUGCAGAAAGCCUUGACAGCCAUGGGAUUUAGGUUGAGCCCACAGGCAGUCAAUGGAAUUGUGAAACGAUACAGCAGUCAUGGAAAGAUAUCCUUUGAUGACUACAUUGCAUGUUGUGUGAAACUCCGAGCUCUUACUGAUAGCUUUCGAAGAAGGGAUGCAGCUCAGCAGGGCAUGGUGAACUUCCAGUAUGAUGAUUUCAUACAGUGCGUCAUGAGCAUCUGAUUCAAGCUGAAGGAAGAGACUGAUGAGCAUGGUCCACAUUCCUCUUUGAUUUGCUUUGCACCAAAAAUUAUCAUGGCUAUGUAACUAAAUUAGUGGUAUUUGCAUAUUUUAUAAAUAUUGAUUUAUAUGCUUUUAUAGUUUUGAUAACUAACAAAAGGGGGAACCAUAAUAAAUGCUGGUUUGGGUUGAUUUGACCUGGAUAUUUAUAAUUUGCUUGAUAUGGAAGUAAAAAUAGUUAGUUUUUCCUUUAUCUCUUCCUGUACUGAAAUUGUUCAUAUUAGGACACACUUAUCCCAGAUGAUCCCAGGAUAAACAGUUGGGCAUGUAUUAAAAUAAGUACACAAAAUAUCAGUGAAAUUUGCCUGCAUGAACAAUAUUUUUGGUCCCCGAAAUGGAAAAACUUCCCUUUCCUAUCUAGUAAUCCAAGUAUUCCUUCCUCAAAAUGUUUUGUUUGUCCUCGAUAUUUCAACAAGUGGGAAACACGCAACUGGUAAUGUUCUUCGCUAACUGUGCCAUGCUUUCAAUUGAAGAUUUUUGAUAUAAUGUAUUUAUGUGAAAACAAAUGCACAAAUACUAAUGAUGCCAUAAUUUCAUGGAGAAUUAGGAAAAAAUCUUAAAGGAGUACCUUAAAUUCUUCUUCUGGGGUGGUUCUUUAUACCACAUUGCAACACAACUUUGGGAUCACUUCUGUCAUGUGCACUGGAUUUGAUCCAGACUUAGGCAUACUUAAUGUCAACCCAAUGAAAUGACAAGGCAGGACUGCAAACUAGUUGAAUUCAAUGCAUGACUAAGCCUGGAUCCCAUCCACUUCAUUUUAAUAAAACAAAUUAUUUACUAAAUGUUUCCCCUUGUUGACACAUUUAAAUGCCUGUGUAUUGAAUCUUGUCAUUCAUCAUUCUAGUAUGAAAUGUAUUGUAAUUCCCUUUUCUUAAAUUAAAAGGUGCAUUUAUUUAUCUUAGGAAACAUUUCAUACCUUUAAGUGCCCAUUUUAUAUAGAAGGUGCUGGAGAUGGAUUUAAAGAGGUCCCUUCUUACAAAUUCUCUUUAUAAGGUUAUAAAGCAGGAAAAGGAGAAGGGAAAGGGAGGGAGGAUAAGCAAAGGAGAAGGAUGGAUUGGAUGCCUUCAUUUUUCAGCUUCAGACUUCUUGAAAAUACAUAGGACAGAAAUCUGGCAACCCUGCAGAUUUAGAAGGUGGUGCUUUAUAUGUCCUCACUGUUGUGACUCACAACAACAGUUUGCUAAAUUUUAGUGCAGUUUGCUAAUAUGAACAUAGUCAGUAAAGUAAUAACAAAGAAGACAUGCGGAUUACUGACAGCAUCAUGCAAUCUAACUGCAAGUUUAUGCUCUUCUUGAUGGCAAAAUUUAUUUCUUACCUUCCAGCAUACUAGUAGGUUCCAUGGCACGAGUUGGGGGAAAAAAAGCAUUGCCGUUUAGUCAUGUGAGUUUGAGCUUGUUUCUGUUUAUAUUUAAAUAUACGUAUCAAAUAUCAGGAAACAUUCUGGCUAGCAGAAGGACAACUGAACUUUCUGUUCCACAGGCUCGGGCUUUUGAAAGAUCUUCAUAUUACCUCCAUUUUUCCUUGGUUACAUGCAAAUGUAACCACAAACCAAACAUAGCUGGACUUUUCUCAAUCAGACUGUUAGUUUGUUUGAGAAGUUGCUGAUACCGAUAUGGUCUGUGUUUGCCACACAGAUGCCAUGACUGACAUAUGAAGUUAAAGAAUAAUACUGCACAUAGCCGAGUUUGACAGUGUGGAUCCAGUUGAUUAGUUCUGAUUCUCUGGUGAGCCUCCAGGGGUCUCAGCAGAGACCCGCUCUUGUUCUGAAAUCACACUGGCCAUGAGUUGUCCAUAAUCUACAAAGUAAUGCAACUUCACAACACCAGGUAAAAUGUUUAAACUGCCAGCAUUUAAACUGGCUUUUUAAUUCUGUUUACUGUAUUAUCUAUACUAUUGGUGAUUACAUAAUAAAUUAUGGCUAACAAGUUGA
This is a messenger RNA of Varanus komodoensis (Komodo dragon), 2626 nucleotides long. RefSeq names its product sorcin (gene SRI). Bases 43 to 639 code for a protein of 198 amino acids. NCBI's taxonomy places the organism in Eukaryota, Metazoa, Chordata, Lepidosauria, Squamata, Varanidae. Gene Ontology annotation, molecular function: calcium ion binding. The transcript has 8 exons. The record is from RefSeq and is a predicted model, not a curated record.